Molecule: messenger RNA, 765 nt
Organism: Saccostrea cuccullata (small rock oyster)
Lineage: Eukaryota; Metazoa; Mollusca; Bivalvia; Ostreida; Ostreidae
Product: von Willebrand factor-like
Exons: 7
Coding region: 148-765 (205 amino acids)
Source: RefSeq, a predicted model, not a curated record
GAACGAAACUCAAAUUUGUUUAUCAGACCAUAUUGUUUCCUAUUGCUUGCAAAAUGGUUUUAGUCUCUAGUUUCAAGAUUUAAGCCUAUUAUAAUUUUGUCCAUAGCUUGUGAUUCCGUCCACUGCCAAGCUCUGGUCAAACCUCCCAUGAUGCCCGGGGAGGUAGCCCGUAUCGUGAAGACUGCUGACGGGUGCUGCGAUAAAUAUGAGUUGGUCUGUAAGCCAGAAACCUGUACUAUCCACCUUCUAACUUGUACGCCUCCUCAGCUGAUGAAAAAUAUCAACCCAGGGGAAUGCUGUCCAACAUUCCAGUGUGAGUGCCCAGCCGUGUGUCCAACCGCAGUUAAACCAACAUGUCAAGUCGGAAAAGUUGCUGUACCUGUAGAUACUACUUGUAAUUGUACCAGUUACACAUGUGUGAGCCGUGUCCCGUUAGACUAUGGACCUGCAGUCUGCUGGUACAAACACUCUAAUGGUUCAAGCCUUUCCUACAAGGUGAAUGAAACCUGGACAGAUGGAGUAUGUAAAUCCUGUGAAUGUGAGAAACGACUGGGUGGAAAUGGAGAAGUAUGUCACCGAGAGAGACAGUGUGUCAAUGGGGUUGGGGGUGAUGGACAAUGGGGAGAGUUAUUGAACUUGUCCUCUGGUGAACACUACACAAGGGAGAUAAUUGAAAGUGAGUGUUUAGGAGGGGAAGCUUUGUCUCUGGAAAGAGUUUACAAACCCAGUAUUGACGGCUACUUCACUCGACAGAAGGAACUGUGA